Rhinolophus ferrumequinum (greater horseshoe bat) is the source of this 490-nucleotide messenger RNA. RefSeq names its product histone H2B type 1-C/E/F/G/I. The transcript is spliced from 2 exons. The record is from RefSeq and is a predicted model, not a curated record. Gene Ontology annotation, cellular component: nucleosome. Gene Ontology annotation, molecular function: structural constituent of chromatin; protein heterodimerization activity; DNA binding. NCBI's taxonomy places the organism in Eukaryota, Metazoa, Chordata, Mammalia, Chiroptera, Rhinolophidae. Bases 84 to 464 code for a protein of 126 amino acids.
UAGCUGUGGCCCGAAAAAAACGCUUGCAGUCUCUACUGAUCUUUCCUGCCUUUUACCCGUCUCGCUCUGCGACUCCCCCGACCAUGCCCGAGCCGGCCAAGUCCGCGCCCGCCCCGAAGAAGGGCUCCAAGAAGGCGGUGACCAAGGCGCAGAAGAAGGACGGCAAGAAGCGCAAGCGCAGCCGCAAGGAGAGCUACUCCGUGUACGUGUACAAGGUCCUGAAGCAGGUGCACCCGGACACGGGCAUCUCGUCCAAGGCCAUGGGCAUCAUGAACUCGUUCGUCAACGACAUCUUCGAACGCAUCGCGGGCGAGGCGUCGCGCCUGGCGCAUUACAACAAGCGCUCGACCAUCACGUCCCGGGAGAUCCAGACGGCCGUGCGCCUGCUGCUGCCCGGGGAGCUGGCCAAGCACGCCGUGUCCGAGGGCACCAAGGCCGUCACCAAGUACACCAGCUCCAAGUAGACUCGCACGUUAACAGGGUCAAGGCA